Messenger RNA from Columba livia (rock pigeon), 6211 nucleotides. RefSeq names its product fibroblast growth factor 13 (gene FGF13). The transcript is spliced from 5 exons. Gene Ontology annotation, biological process: regulation of voltage-gated sodium channel activity. The coding region runs from base 1105 to 1842 and encodes 245 amino acids. The record is from RefSeq and is a predicted model, not a curated record. Gene Ontology annotation, molecular function: growth factor activity; sodium channel regulator activity. Gene Ontology annotation, cellular component: nucleus; cytoplasm. Lineage: Eukaryota; Metazoa; Chordata; Aves; Columbiformes; Columbidae.
GGGUGGGUAGCUGGGGUGCACCAGCUCCCGCUGCCCCCCUCCCAAGCCCCUGCCUCCUCACUGCCUGCACCCCGAUGGCCUCUCCGCAACUCUCUGCACAAAAAGCCAUAGGGCAAGUCUCCUGCUCACUGCCUUGCCUGAAAAAGGAGGGAAGGAAGGAGGAGGAGAAAAAGGAGGAGGGGAGGGUGGUGAUAAGGGGCUUGCUGCGUUGCCUCAUUUCUGUAUCCAGCGCACAGCUCGCGGGGUGUGUGCAAGUGCGUGCAGCCGCUGCUGGAGGACUCCUGCUGCUGCAGUCUCGGCGCUGAGCUGCCAGCGACCAGGCAUCAGGCGAGCUCUGCCUGUUUACCGACUGGUGAGAAGUGUUGCAAUGCAAAAGCUGAACGCGUCUGUGGAGGGGAGACUGCACUGGCAGCAGCACCUGUAAGGAGCAGAAGGGAAGAGGCAUCCCAAGGCAUUUAGCAGCCCACAGCCGAGGUUCCUGGCAUCAGCACCUCUCCUGGUGUCUCCAUCACUGCUUGCUUUGGAUCUCUUCUUAAGGGAGAAGAGGAAAAAGGAUCCAGAAAACCCCUGCAACAGGACAGCCCCUGCUGGAUUCUAACAGGUGUUUGCUGGGAUUUCAAUGGGGAGGGGCUGGGUGGGGAGAAAAGUUAACUGGAGAAAUAGGGGCUAGGAGAGAUGCAAUAAUCUUGCACCAAGUGGAUGUGCCAUGUCUGCAUGUGAAUAGUGCAUCUGGAGAAGCUCAGAGGGAUGUCUUGCAAGUGAUCCUCUCCAUCUCCGUAGAAACACUCACCUCUGCCUGCAAACUUUCCCCUGCCUGAAGUUGGGAGGAAUAAAAAAAGCAUCGGAAAAUCAAAAGGGGAAGACCUCAGUGGACAAAAACGCUUGAGCUAAACUGUUGCAUCCUAACCCAGGGCUCUGGUGCGAGUGUCCCGCCAGUGUCUCCUGGGCUGCCAACCCGACUGGCGGUGGGUCACGUUGGCCAAGGAGCCCGGCAGCGUCCCCGACAUUGGGGACGGGCCGAGCAGCAUGCUGGCUGCGGUGCCCGCGGCCGGCGAGCAAACCUCACGUGCCUGAGCUGCCAGUGGUACCGGGGCGGUGGCGGCCAUGGCUGCAGCCAUUGCCAGCUCCCUGAUCCGCCAGAAGAGACAAGCCAGGGAGCGGGAGAAGUCCAAUGCCUGUAAGUGUGUCAACAGCCCCAGCAAGAGCAAGGGAAGCUGCGACAAGAACAAGUUGAAUGUGUUUUCCAGGGUCAAACUCUUUGGCUCCAAGAAAAGGCGAAGGCGGCGACCAGAGCCUCAGCUUAAAGGUAUAGUAACAAAGCUAUACAGCAGGCAAGGAUACCACUUGCAGUUGCAAGCAGAUGGAACAAUUGAUGGAACAAAAGAGGAGGACAGUAGUUAUACUUUGUUUAACCUCAUACCUGUGGGUUUACGAGUGGUGGCGAUUCAGGGGGUUCAAACAAAACUGUAUCUGGCAAUGAACAGUGAAGGAUACCUAUAUACAUCAGAACAUUUUACACCUGAAUGCAAGUUCAAAGAAUCAGUAUUUGAAAACUACUAUGUGACAUAUUCUUCAAUGAUCUACAGACAGCAACAGUCUGGCCGGGGUUGGUAUUUGGGUCUUAACAAAGAAGGAGAAAUAAUGAAAGGAAACCACGUGAAGAAAAAUAAACCUGCAGCACACUUUCUUCCAAAACCAUUAAAAGUGGCCAUGUACAAAGAGCCUUCUCUCCAUGAUCUCACAGAGUUCUCCAGAUCUGGAAGUGGGACCCCAACAAAGAGCAGAAGUGUUUCAGGAGUGCUAAAUGGGGGUAAAUCCAUGAGCCAAAAUGAGUCAACGUAGCCAGGUUCAGGCAAGCCAAGUGCUCUCUAAACAGAACCUUACCUCUGGAUGCAGUUGAAUUCUUACUAGCAGUCUUUCAUCCAAACGUUCAAUUGCCCAGGACAAGCCACUGAACUUGCAUAGGUCACUCGUUUAUCAGCCAUUAGAUCUACUGGUUGUCAAAGGAUAUACCCCAAUAAUGUAGAAUAUGCUUGUGCAUAUCACAAGGCACUUGGAUAGCCAGCAAACAUAACUGCGGAAUAAAUCUCGGAGAAGAAAUGUCCAGCUCUUUCUCUCUCUCUCUUUAUCUCUCUCUCUUUCUCUCUCUCCCCUAUGCUUUGUGGAAUACGAAACAGAAAACAUUUCACUGCAUUUACUGCUGAUAAGCAUUUGCUUUCCAACUCAGAAAAAGACCACUUUUGCUCUUCAAAGGAAAUUUUAAUGCUUGUAUGUUUUAUAGGGGCAAACAAAAAACAAAUAUGUAAACUCCGUUGUUUCCUUGGCUUACUGUUUUAUAUCUAAGGCUUGAUAAAAAAUGUAUCCUUUAAUUUGGAAUAGUGCAACUUUUUGAUUUCUGAACUCCAAUGGGUCUUUAAAGUUAUGUCUUUAAAAAAAUAAUAAAAAAUUCAGGGUUGGAACUGAGAGUUAUUGUCUCAGGCUCAAGCAAACAGUGUUCUUGUGGUUUUAAACACAAUGAAAUAUAAAUUUUUAUAGAUUUGUAGUUUCUGGUAAAGUUCUUGUGCUAACCCCAGUCUGUAGGAAUUGAGUUGUUUUGUUAUCCCAAGUGGAAGUUAACAGAAAGGGAUAAAAUUAUCCUCCAGUGUAGAUUUCUCUUAAUUCCAUUUUGUGUGUCAUGUUAAACUAUUGUUGUGGCUUCUUUUCUAAAGACAGAAACUGUGGAAUUAAGGUGACUUAAUUUUUUUAUAAGAAACGUCUUAUUUGUAAAAGUCCUUCUUUCACUGUAACGGGCACGUGAAUAUUGUGUAGAAGGAAGCGUUAGGACAGGUUACCCCUAAACAACAUAUACUUAUACAUGCUAUUGGAAACAAUUGUUUAAAAACAAAAAUGUAGUUAGGUUUCCAUUUAGGUCAUCAUGAUGUCUGUUGCAUGGGAGAAAGUUGGAAUAUUGGCAUAGAGUUGCAUGAUGUGUAAGAUUUUGUGCAUUAAUCAUUGUUGGAUUCUGUGCUCCAAAACUGACAUAGUUCUGUACAGGCAGCUUUCUGCCUCGUACAAAAGAGUUGUUUAUUAUUUGUUGUAUACACAACCAUGCACUGAAUAAACUAUUUAUAUUAAGAUGUACUUUUUAAAAAAGCUUGUUUGAUUAUAUGAUGUACAUCCAUGAUUAAUUUCAAGGGAAAGGGUUGGCAGUUAAAUUAUAAAGUUAUAAAAGAUACUGUAAUUAAUGUUCAAAAUCUUUCUAUGUUAUUCCCUUGUAGCGCCAUACACUAUACAAAUGAGAACAGGUUCCUUCUUUUGGAUCUUGUUAGAACUGGUCUUACAAUUCCCAGCCGAGAUACUCAAAACAUAGUGACGAUUAAGUGCCACAAAGUCUUGGUAACGACCCCUCUGCUGUGCGCUGCUGGAGUGCCAGUGAAUCAUGCUCCUCCGCUUUGAGCUUCUCUGGUUCCUCCAUGUCUGACCUCCCCAGUAGACUUUCUCGGUGCAGCACAAAGUGCCACCUCGCAGCACAACCUCCCCAGAGCCCUCAGUACAGGGGUGACCCAAAGAGGUGCGGUAAGCCAAGCACUGCUCAUGCCAGGGUGGCGCCGUGAGGAUGCUCGGAGUUGCUGUGCAUCACUGCAGGUACAUUUUAAGGAUCAGCUUUAUCUGGUCUCAAGGUAAAAAGGCUCCCAUGCCUCCUGCCUCUGUGCACAUGCUCUGGAGGGAAAAAUGUCCCUCUCUCCUGCCUUUUCUCUCCAAAAACUUCAGUGAGAAUUUUUCUCAUCUUUAACAUCCAGGCAGCUCUGACAGGUGAGCUUCAUUCAUCAAGGUGUUUUGAGAAGUCCUAGGAGGAACACGUUAUCACCACAGGUGGCUGAAAAACCUGUUCUGGGAGGAAAUAAUGGAAAUAGAGGCAAAAAGUUACCUAUAACUGUUAGCCUGAAAUUAAUAAUAUCAGAUAUUCUGCUGUCUGCUCUGUGUCCCUUCCACCUCACCAAGCUGGAAUUAGCCCUCAGACUAGGCUGGGAUAAUUACUUUUUUUAAAAGGUUGGAGCUGAGAGAGGAGGGAAGGAGAUUAUGUUUCAGAUCAAGCCCCUAAACAGCUGGUUGGUUUGUGGUAAAUAGUAAGCAAAGAGCUCUGGCUUGCUGAGCUCCCAUAUUGGAGCAGAGUGUUGCCCUCCCAAAACCCACCAUCUUGAUGGCCUUCAGAGGGCCAGGGGGUCCUUAGGCCCAAAGGUUGAAGAAAGUGGGAGAACUACCAGUGCCAUAGAAAUCCUUACAGAUUUAAGAUGCGGCUCUGAUUCCUCCAGAGGCUUUUUGAUAACUCAAUGAGUCUGGAGCAUCUGUUCCCUUCAACUUAAUAUGCUAUGCCCCCAUGGAACAUUUACCUUAAACCUCCCAACCCCGAAUAUCGGACCUAUUGAGGUGUAUGUUCCAAAAAAGGAAUCCGAGUGCCUUAGGAACAUAAAACCUGGUUAAAAAUAUGCAUGUUUGUAGCAAAGGUAGUUCAAUGCAGAGUGUUAAUUGUCCUAAAGAUAACUGGAAGUCUGCUGCUUUGCUUUAUAGCUGCAGUCUUACUGUUAUUCGCCAUCCCCAGUACCUCCAAACUUGAAGGUCAUCUGUAGUGGGAAAAAAAGUGCUCAUCUCCAAAAUUGCCCAUUCUGAGGUUUGUAGUCUGACCCAUCUUUCAUAUUGACAUUGGCAUCAGCUGUGUGUUCACUGCCAAGUCCCUAGUUUCAAAGGUUUCUAAUAUACCAAGCUAACAAAAGUCACUCUUGGAUUGAGAUGAGAAGAGAGACGUAGUGAUAGAUGAGCCAUAAAUAGCCACUUCUGAUAAUCGUGUUAAAUUUCUGACAAACCUGUUCCAACAGUAUUUUUUUCCUUCAGAGUAUCUUGGACUGAACAGGGAAUAUUCUUGAUAGACUCCUGAUAGCAGUCAAAAGCUCAUCUACACUAUGAUUAAAGUUGGGGAGUUGGGGGGCAUUAUUCCCUGGGUUUAACAUGUGGAGCCAUAGACUGGGAUUUAAUAAGGAGAAAAGAGUUAAAUAGAGUUCAGAGACAAUGAAUUGAAGGUGAUACUCUGACCCAGUCAGAAAAGUCCCUUAGGUAGACAAGAAUGGGGCUUCAGCAGAAGACAUAAGAAUUCUGCUAGAUGUUGGUUAUUGAUCAAGAGAAAACUUAUAACCACUGGUCAACUCACUUUGCUUUGCCCCAUGUACAGUGACGGAGUGCAGUAAGAUGCACACCUCGAGUAAGGGCAAAGCCCAGGGGCUGGUACAAAACCAAGCUCUUUGCUGCUUCUGAGCCACUAACCAUCUGCAGCAGGCUUGGUCCCAGGCCCUUCUUUUAUUGCCAAUGUGAUGGCUGAUGCCUUUCACCUGCCAUUUCUCUUGUCCCUGCCUCUCCACCGAUGCUGUCCACACGCAGUGCGGCAAUGUCACAGGUCUGGAGUUGGCUCAGGAGGCGCAAAACUGGCACAGCCACUUUGUGAUUCACCUGGGCUCCACUUCACAAAGCUCUGAGCCACCACAGGGGCUGUGCAGAGACGUUAUGAAAGACUGACAAAUACUACCUGCCAACCCAAAAGAAAACAGGUCACCUAUGAAAUUGCGAGGAGCACAACUAUUAUGAGGCAAAAUUGCUGCCUUUUUGUGAUCCACCUGUCAGAGUUGCUUUCUCGAAGGUCUCUGCAGGGGGCUCAAGCAUUGCCUGCUUGGCCUGGUUUUGACAUGAGGGAGGGUGGGAAGAGCUCUUCUCUGUAUCACAGAGAUCUUUAUUUUUCUUUUUUCUUUUAAUUUACUUCAUGCUACCUCAUAGCAUGGUUGUAUCUCUGUAGCCACUUGCUCAGCCGUGUUCAUUGCUGGCACGAUGGAAGACAUUUCCCUACUUGGGGCAAAUAUCUCCAUGUUACCCCAGGCAAGAACGGUGCCCCUUCUGCAGCACCGUCUCGUGUCCCCACCCGCUGGUUUCCAGCCCAUGGGCCAGUGGGACGGUGUAAUGAGCUCAGGGAUGCUGUGGUAUGCCAGGCCUCUCCUCAGCUGAACACCAGCAUGAGAGCCAGGUCUGGCAGAGCUUUGCUGUGUCUUGAGUAUCUCUGUCUGGAGACCAGAGCCAGGUCUAACAGGUUUAAAUGUCUCCCUGACAUAUCUGUGACCAGGACACUUUUGCAGGACAGAAUCUGUAUGUAACAAUCUCCUGUCUUCUAAUAAACAAUUCUGUCUAAAACAGA